This is a messenger RNA of Closterium sp. NIES-65, 3294 nucleotides long. Lineage: Eukaryota; Viridiplantae; Streptophyta; Zygnematophyceae; Desmidiales; Closteriaceae. The record is from the annotation of a GenBank genome assembly.
AUGCUGAGUUCUGCGCCAAGAACCCCCCCCCCCCCCCCCCCCCCCAUGUACAUCACCCUCUACUACAUAGUCACCCGGCUCCCUGACUCCCUUCGCUCGGUAAGGGACCACUUCCUCUCUGUUUGCCCCACCACACUCACCGUUGACCUCCUCGAGGAGCGCCUCCUGGCAGCUGAGAAGAGUAUAGUCGCUGUAGGAGCCUCUCGUGGUGACCCUCGUGCCCCCUUCUUUGAGGGGUGCUACCCCUCCCUCCUUUUGCCCUCUGUUGCCUCUACUGCUGCCAUCGACUUCGUUGGCACCGAUUCGGUCGGCGCUGCGUCUGCCCCUAGCGGGAGACGCUGCAUCGGCAAGGGAAAGGGGGGCAAGGGCGCUGGAGGAGCUGGCAGGGGCAGUGGAGGCGGCGGAAGGGGUGGGGGUGGCGGUGGGAGUGGUGGCGGGGGUGGGGGCUUCGGUGGCGGCGAUGGAGGCGGAGGAGGCGGCGGUGGUGGCGGUGGGAGCGGAGGAGGAGGCGGUGGCGGCGGUGGCGGAGGUGGCGGUGGCGGAGGUGGAGCUAGUCGGGGUGGCUCUGCGCAGCGGAGCGGCUUUGGUGGUGGUCAGCGCCUGCAGCAGCAGCGCACUCCUGAGACCCUGCUCCCCCAGCAGCUUGGUGACUGGUACGCUGCGCGUCAGCGAGGUGGGGGUGCUGGUCCUUGUGCCUACGUCCUGCGUCCCGUCGACCGCACAGGUGAGCAGUGCGGUGGCCCGUUGGGGGUUGCUAUCUUUGAUCACGAUUAUGAUCCCAUUCUUUCUGCCAUGUAUGUUGUGUCUACUAGUGAUGAGGGUGACUGUUAUCUGUGUGUCCCGCCUGACCCCGGCAUUGACGCAACUACUCUAGGUGCUGGUGAGGUUGCUGCUCUAGGUGCUAGUGCGUCCGCUGCCCCAGACACUGGUGAGUCUGCUCUCUUAGGUACCACGUUGGCUAAGGCCUUACACACCUUCACCCUUCACUCGGGUGCUUCCCGCUCCUUUCGAGACCGCACCAUGCUUACGCCGCUUAGUCGGCCAGUUGCAGUCUCCCUGGCGGACCCCUCUGGGGGUCCUGUCCUUGCCCGCUUCUCCACUCUCUUACCGUGUCCGGCGGCCCCCUCUGGCACCCUGUCCGGUCUCUACCUCCCCUCGUUCUCUACGAACUUGGUGAGUGGUGCUGAUCUCCAGGAUGGGGGGGUUGACCAGCUCACUCCUGCGAGUCAGCGAGUGACCAACUGCACGUGUGCUCGGACGGGCCGACACUUGGCCACGUUUACCCAUCAGCCGGGGUCGAGCCUGCACCACCGCUUGGGUCACCCCUCGCUGCCUCGUCUUCGAGGCAUGGCCUCCCGUUACCUUGUCUGUGGUCUCCCCCGGUCCCUCCCUCCCCUUCCUCCGGGGCCUACCCCUACCUGUAUUCCCUGUGUCGAGGGGCGGCAGCGCGCCGCCCUUCACUCUUCCAAGUUUCCUUCGACAGAGGCUCCGCUGCAGACUCUUCACAUGGACGUGUGGGGCCCCGCGCGCGUUCGUGGCCAGGGUCACGAGCGUUACUUCGUGGUUGUGGUUGACGACUACUCGCGUUACACCACGGUGUUCCCCUUGCGCAGCAAGGGUGACGUCACUGAGGUGUUGAUCGACUGGAUCCGCGCGGCUCAUCUCCAGCUCAGAGAGAGCUUCGGCUCGGACUAUCCUAUUAUGCGUCUGCACUCUGACAGAGGCGGGGAGUUUUCCUCUGCCCUUCUGGGAGCCUUCUGUCGUCCACAGGGCAUCCGUCAGACGUUCACGCUUCGAGCCUCUCCACAGCAAAAUGGGAUUGCUGAGCGCCGCAUUGGCAUGGUCAUGGACGUCGCUCGUACGUCCAUGAUCCAUGCGGCUGCUCCCCAUUUUCUAUGGCCGUUUGCAGUUCAGUACGCAGCGCAUCAGAUCAACCUUCAGCCCCAGGUCUCCUUGCCGGAGACCUCCCCUACCUUGCGGUGGACGGGGAAGGUUGGCGAUGCGUCUGCGUUUCGUGUUUGGGGAUCUCUGGCGUUUCUCCGCGACUUGUCCGCGGACAAGAUGUCCCCCCGUGCUGUUCCCUCAUCUUCCUUGGCUUCCCCCCUGAUGCGCCUGGUAGACGCAGACGAGCCUAUAGAGGUAGCUAUUGAAUCUGGUGCUGCUAGGGGUGCUGAGCCUUGGGGUGCUGAGGCUGGGGUGCUAAGCUUGGGGGUGCUGAGCCUAGGGGUGCUUAGCCUAGGGCCUAAGGGUACUGUGUCUGCUCCUGUGGCCUCUCGCGGUGCUGGGUCAAGGGGUCCUUCGGGUGCUUCGUCUCAGCGGGAGCUACCCUCUCCACUGGAGCUACGCGAGUGGUUUGCCCUGUGCAGGAGCCGUGCUGCUCGAGCUGGAGGUGCUACUGUUGCUGCUGACCCUAGGGUCGCCGCUGGAGGUACUGGAGACCCUGGUCCUGGAGGUGCUCGUACUGACGGUACUGGAGCUGCUAGGACUGGGGGUGCUGCUGGGGCUACUGGAGUUGGUCCUGCUGGAGGUGCUGUGGGUGGUGCUGGAGGUACUGGAGCUGCUGGGGGUUUUGGCGCUGGAGGUGCUUCUGGCGCUGGUACUUCUGAGGGUGUAAGAGUUGGCGCUGCUGGAGCUAGAGGUGCUGCUCGCGCUGGUGCAGCUGCUGCGGGUACUGAUGCUGUCCCUGCUGUUUCAAGAGGAGCUGAGCGGCCGCGGCCGUACUUCGUUCCGCUCCUUGAGCAGUCUGACUCUCUUCGUGCUGCAAAUCCUUCUGUCAUGCGUCUCCUUGCUAUUGUUGUCACUGACCCUUCCUUUGAAUCCACUGCUGCGUCUGCCUUGGUUGCUGAGCUUGUCGACUUUGCUGCUCGCUGUCGUCUAGACUACGCCGCUAGUCUUGUUGCUGAGUCUGAGUCUUCUCCUCGAUCGUACGCUGAGGCGAUCGAGGGUCCCUACUCCUCACAGUGGCAGUCAGCCAUGGACGCAAAGAUGGCUUCCUGGAAGUCCACAGGCACCUACGUCAACGAGGUUCCCCCACCUGGGGCGAACAUCGUAAUUGGCAUGUGGAUUUUAAGGGUGAAGCGGCCGUCGGGUUCUCCGCCUGUCUUCAAGGCGCGUUACAUGGCUCGAGGCUUCAGUCAGCAGCAGGGAGUUGACUACUUUCAGACCUUCUCUCCCACCCCAAAGAUGACCACUCUUCGCGUGCUGGUGCACAUAGCCGCUCAGCGCGACUACGAGCUUCACUCUCUUGACUUCAGCACAGCUUUCCUGCAGGGCAGCAUGCACGAGGAGAUGUGA